AUGAAGCGCAAGACGGACAACAAAGAUCCCCAAGGGGCCAAUGGUCAGCCCGACUCCAAGAAGCGGGCCUUGUCCAGCGAGGAAGCCGCCGCUCGAUUCCGCGACGGCCUUUUCGAACCCUCCGUGCAGGAGAACUAUACUAAGGAAUACGCCAACUCUGCGCCGUAUGUCAUCUGA
Aspergillus melleus is the source of this 177-nucleotide messenger RNA. Its product is annotated as putative component of NuA3 histone acetyltransferase complex. The coding region runs from base 1 to 177 and encodes 58 amino acids. Lineage: Eukaryota; Fungi; Ascomycota; Eurotiomycetes; Eurotiales; Aspergillaceae. The record is from RefSeq and is a predicted model, not a curated record. The transcript has a single exon.